Molecule: messenger RNA, 4349 nt
Organism: Zonotrichia leucophrys gambelii
Lineage: Eukaryota; Metazoa; Chordata; Aves; Passeriformes; Passerellidae
Product: zinc finger protein 500-like
Exons: 6
Biological process (GO): regulation of transcription by RNA polymerase II
Cellular component (GO): PcG protein complex; transcription regulator complex; chromatin
Molecular function (GO): RNA polymerase II cis-regulatory region sequence-specific DNA binding; DNA-binding transcription factor activity, RNA polymerase II-specific
Source: RefSeq, a predicted model, not a curated record
GGACCCGGCGGUACCGACACCGACACCGACACCGAGCAGCGGCGGCUCCGGCUCCGCACAGCCCCGGAGGCUCCCGGCGGUACCGACACCGACACCGAGCAGCGGCGGCUCCGGCUCCGCACAGCCCCGGAGGGACCCGGCGGUACCGACACCGGCACCGAGCAGCGGCGGCUCCGGCUCCGCACAGCCCCGGAGGGACCCGGCGGUACCGACACCGAGCAGCGGCGGCUCCGGCUCCGCACAGCCCCGGAGGCUCCUGGCGGUACCGACACCGAGCAGCGGCGGCUCCGGCUCCGCACAGCCCCGGAGGGACCCGGCGGUACCGACACCGACACCGAGCAGCGGCGGCUCCGGCUCCGCACAGCCCCGGAGGCUCCGGACGGUACCGGCACCGACACCGAGCAGCGGCGGCUCCGGCUCCACACAGCCCCGGAGGCUCCGGACGGUACCGACACCGAGCAGCGGCGGCUCCGGCUCCGCGCAGCCCCGGAGGCUCCGGACGGUACCGGCACCGAGCAGCGGCGGCUUCAGCUCCGCACAGCCCCGGAGGCUCCGGACGGUACCGACACCGACACCGAGCAGCGGCGGCUCCGGCUCCGCGCAGCCCCGGAGGGACCCGACGGUACCGACACCGAGCAGCGGCGGCUCCGGCUCCGCACAGCCCCGGAGGCUCCCGGCGGUACCGACACCGAGCAGCGGCGGCUCCGGCUCCGCACAGCCCCGGAGGGACCCGGCGGUACCGACACCGAGCAGCGGCGGCUCCGGCUCCGCACAGCCCCGGAGGCUCCGGACGGUACCGACACCGAGCAGCGGCGGCUCCGGCUCCGCGCAGCCCCGGAGGCUCCCGGCGGCCCCGGCGGUGCCCGCACGGAGCAGCGGCGGCUCCGGUUCCGGCAGUUCCAGUACCGGGAGGCGGCGGGCCCGCGGGCCGCGUGGCGGCGGCUGCGGGAGCUGUCGCGGCGCUGGCUGCGGCCCCAGGAGCGCAGCACGGAGCAGAUCCUGGAGCUGCUGGAGCUCGAGCAGUUCCUGAGCAUCCUGCCCGAGCGCAUCCAGAGCUGGGUGUGGGCGCGGCACCCGCGCUCCUGCGCGCAGGCCGUGGCGCUGGCGGAGCGCUUCCAGAGGGCGCAGGAGGAGCGCGAAGGGAUUUGGGAGCGGCAGGUGAGCGUGCGGGUGAAGCUGGAGGACCCCGGGGAUUUGGGGGACCCCGGGGACUUUGGGGUCCCCCCGAGCCCCCCGUCGGAGGAGGAGGAGGAGGAGGAGCCGCCAUGGGAUGAAGAUCCCAGCAGGACCCCGGAGCUGCCCCUUCCUCAGAACACCCAGAGACACCAAACCCAUCAAGAUCCCACCAUGGUGACCCCACCAGCAGCUCGGCCGUACCCCUGUGAUCCCACCACAACCCUGGAGCUGCCCCUUCCUCAGAACACCCAGAGACACCAAACCCACCGAGAUCCCACCAUGGUGACCCCACCACCAGCUCGGCCGUACCCCUGCGAUCCCACCAGGACCCCAGAGCUUCUCCUUCCCCAACCUCAGAACACCCAGAGACACCAAACCCAUCGAGAUCCCCCCAAAACGAGCACGGUGACCCCACCAGCAGCUCGGCCGUACCCCUGCGAUCCCACCACAACCCUGGAGCCGCCCCUUCCUCAGAACACCCAGAGACACCAAACCCAUCGAGAUCCCCCCAUGGUGACCCCACCAGCAGCUCGGCCGUACCCCUGCGGUCAGUGCGGCAAAUCCUUCGCGCGCCUGACCCACCUGCGCAGCCACGAGCGGACGCACACGGGGGCGCGGCCGUACGGCUGCGGCCACUGCGGGAAGCGCUUCGGCCACCUGAGCACGCUGACCACGCACCGGCGGCUGCACACGGGCGAGCGGCCGUACCCGUGCCCCACCUGCGGCAAGGCCUUCACCAACCCGUCGGACCUGCGCAAGCACCGGCGCUCGCACACGGGCGAGCGGCCGUACCCGUGUCCCACCUGCGGCAAGAGCUUCAGCCAGCAGUCCAACCUGAGCCUGCACCGCCGCAGCCACACCCAGGAGAGGCCCCACCCCUGCCCCACCUGCGGCAAGAGCUUCAAGCACCUGGCGGACCUGCGGGUGCACGAGCGCUCGCACACGGGCGAGAGGCCCUUCCCCUGCGGCCGCUGCGGGAAGAGCUUCAGCAACAAGUCCUCGCUGGCGCGGCACGCGCGGAUCCACGCCCGGGCGGCCGCCAGGGACACGUGAGGGACAUGGGGUGGUGCUGGUUGGGGUUUGGGGGUUCAGGGUGGUGCUGGAGGUGGGAGUGGUGUGGUGGGGCCAGGAGUGUUGGUGAAACAUGGAUGAGGAUGGACGUGAGCUGGUGGUUGAUGUCUGCCAUCAACUGGUGGUUCCAUGAUGCCAUUCCCCGCUCCUGGAGAUCCAGGAUGGGUGGUGGGACAUCCCCCAUGACCUGGUGGCUCCAUGAUCUCAUUCUCUGCUCCUGGAGAUCCAGGAUGGGUGGUGGGACCAUGGCCAUUGACUCCCCCAUGACCUGGUGGCUCUGUGAUCUGAUUCCCUGCUUAAAGAUCUCCAACAUGGGUGAUGGGAUGUCCCCCAUGCCCUGGUGGCUCUAUGAUCUCGUUCUGUGCUCCCUGAGAUCCAGCAGGGGUGGUGGGACCAUGACCAUUGACACCUCCAUGCCCUGGUGGCUCCAUGAUCCCAUGCCAGCUCCCAGAUGUCCACCUCAGUUGGGUUGAUGUCCCCCAAGAGCUGGUGGCCCCAGGACUGUGCCGAGGUGGCUCAAACAUGGAUGAGGAUGGGCAUGAGCUGGUGUUUGGUGUCUCCCAUGAGCUGGUGGCUCCAUGAUGCCAUUCCCAGCUCCUGGUGAUCCAGGAUGGGUGGUGGGACAUCCCCCAUCACCUGGUUGGCUCCAUGAUCCCAUUCCCUGCUCCCAGAUGUCCAACAUGGGUGAUGGGACCAUGACUGAUGGGUCCCAUGAGCCUGGUGGCUCCAGAUCUUGGCUCCCUGGUGCUGGAGAUGGGAGCGGCGUGGUGGGGCCAGGAGUGUUGGGCAACCAUGGAUGAGGACGGACGUGAGCUGGUGUUUGAUGUCUCCCAUGACCUGGUGGGUCUGUGAUUCUGUUCUGUGCUCCCAGAGGUCCAAAAGUGGUGCCGGGAUGGACACCCCCAUGACCUGGUGGCUCCAUGAUUCCAUUCAGAGUUCCACCAUGGGUGGUGGGAUGUCCCUCAUCACCUGGUGGCUCCAUGAUCCCAUGCCAGCUCCCAGAUGUCCACCUCGGUUGGGUUGAUGUCCCCCAGGAGCUGAUGGCCUCAGGACAGCCCUGAGGUGGCUCAAACAUGGAUGAGGACGGACGUGAGCUGGUGUUUGGUGUCUCCCAUGACCUGGUGGCUCCAUGAUGCCAUUCCCUGCUCCUGGAGAUCCAGGAUGGGUUGUGGGACCAUGGCCAUUGACUCCCCCAUGACCUGGUGGCUCUGUGAUCUGAUUCCCUGCUUAAAGAUCUCCCACAUGGGUGAUGGGAUGUCCUCCAUGACUUGGUGGCUCUAUGAACCUGUUCCCUGCUCCCAGACGUCCCACAUGGGUGGUGGGACCACGACCAUUGACACCUCCAUGCCCUGGUGGCUCCAUGAUCCCAUGCCAGCUCCCAGAUGUCCACCAUGGGUGGGAUUGGUGCCCCCCAUGAGCUGAUGGUGCCAGGAUUGCCCUGAGGUGGCUCAAACACGGAUGAGGAUGGACGUGAGCUGGUGUUUGGUGUCUCCCAUGACCUGGUGGGUCUGUGAUUCUGUUCUGUGCUCCCAGAGGUCCAAAAGUGGUGCCAGGAUGGACACCCCCAUGACCUGGUGGCUCCAUGAUUCCAUUCAGAGUUCCACCAUGGGUGGUGGGAUGUCCCCCAUGACCUGGUGAUCUCAUGAUCCCAUUCCCUGCUCACAGAUGUCCCACAGGGGUGGUGGGACCGUCACUGAUGGGCCCCUGUGAGGGUGGUGGCUGCAGGUGGUGUGUUGCAGCGUGGUGCAAUUUCCUGGUUUAAACUUCCCAGUCCCUUCCCAGGUGUGGCAAUGCCCCUCUCCCUUCCCCCUCGCCCCUUGCUGAGUGAGUUCUGUCCAUCAGGCUCAACAUUCCAGCAAGGCCUCGUGUGCUUGGUCACGUUCCAAGGGUGUCCUUCAGGCCUGGGCUCAUUGGCCUGUCUGGGUGUCCCGUGUCCCCUGGGAGCCUCCCCCUCUCACCUGGUUGGUGCUCACCUGUCCCUUCCCCUCCCGCUGUCCCUGAGCCUAAAAAGUCACUCAGGCCACGUGCUCGGGAUUCUGUUGGAGCUGUUCCCUGAGAUUCAGAGCUCUGUGACCAUGGAAUAAACUCUGGAUUAAACCCUC